GCGCUCCUCCGAAGACGACGGUGCGGCCGGUGCCCCGGAGGACUGGCGACCCCCAGCUCGCGGUCUUACGAGGCGCGAGGGCCGCACUGGGGGAUGGACAAGGGCAAGAUGGACGAGAAUGAAUGGGGAUACCACGGCGAAGGCAACAAGAGCCUGGUUGUGGCCCACACGCAGCGUUGUGUGGUACUACGUUUUCUGAAGUUUCCUCCCAACAGGAAGAAGACCUCGGAAGAAAUAUUUCAGCACCUACAGAACAUAGUAGACUUUGGCAAAAAUGUCAUGAAGGAGUUUUUGGGGGAGAACUACGUUCAUUGUGGGGAAGUGGUUCAGCUGCCUUUAGAUUUUGUGAAACAGCUUUGUUUAAAGAUACAGUCUGAAAGACCAGAAUCUCGCUGUGACAAGGACCUGGACACUCUGAGUGGUUAUGCUCUGUGCCUUCCCAAUUUAGCCAGACUUCAGACCUACCAUUUUGCUGAGCAUCGGCCGAUUCUGUGUGUAGAGAUCAAGCCAAAAUGUGGGUUUAUUCCUUUCUCCAGUAAUGUUACACAUGAGAUGAAACAUAAGGUGUGCCGUUACUGCAUGCACCAGCACCUCAAGGUGGCAACUGGGAAGUGGAAGCAGAUAAGUAAAUACUGUCCCCUUGAUCUCUACUCAGGGAAUAAACAGAGAAUGUACUUUGCCUUGAAAAGCUUGUUGCAGGAGGCACAGAACAACUUAAAGAUAUUUAAGAAUGGGGAGCUGAUUUAUGGCUGCAAGGAUGCCCGCAGCCCCACGGCCGACUGGAGUGAGUUGGCAUAUCACCUGAAACCUUUCUUCUUCCCGUCCAAUGGUCUGGCCAGUGGGCCCCACUGCACAAGGGUUGUGAUUCGAGAGCUGGUGCGCGUCAUCACACGAGUGCUGCUUAGCGGCUCAGACAAGGGCUGGGCAAGUGCCCUGAGGCUGGGGCCAGGGUCGAAGGGCCCAUGUGUCUGUGAAGCCAGCCCUUUCAGCAGGAGCCUGCCUCACCAAGGAAAAAGCAGCCUAGAGCACGCGGGGUUACCGAAGGGCUGUCUUCUAUAUAAAACCCUUCAGGUGCAGAUGUUGGACAUGCUGGACAUCGAAGGCCUCUACCCUCUGUAUCGACGGGUUGAGAGGUACCUGGAGGAGUUUCCUGAGCAGAGAAAAACAUUGCAAAUAGACGGGCCUUAUGAUGAAGCAUUUUACCAGAAGCUACUCGAUCUUUCCACUGAGGAUGAUGGGACAGUGGCUUUUGCGCUGACAAAGGUUCAGCAGUACCGGGUUGCCAUGACUGCAAAGGAUUGCUCCAUCAUGAUCUCACUCUCCCCUUGUCUUCAGGAUGAAAGGUCUGAUCAAAGGCCCAUCGUCCCUUCAUCAAGAUCCAGGUUUGCCUUCUCCGUGUCUGUACUGGACCUUGACCUUAAACCCUAUGAGAGCAUCCCUCAUCAGUAUAUACUGGAUGGCAAGAUAGUCAACUACUAUUCAAAGACUGUACAUGCCAAAGACACCACCAUGAUGUCGCCUAGGUUUAAGGAAAGUGAAGAUUGUACAUUAGUUCUCCAUAAAGUCUAACUUUUUUCCUGUUGUCAUUGAAACUUGAACAUAAAAUGUGAAGGUUGAACAAUA
Artibeus jamaicensis (Jamaican fruit-eating bat) is the source of this 1623-nucleotide messenger RNA. RefSeq names its product inositol-pentakisphosphate 2-kinase (gene IPPK). Bases 94 to 1569 code for a protein of 491 amino acids. The transcript has 13 exons. Gene Ontology annotation, cellular component: nucleus. Gene Ontology annotation, biological process: inositol phosphate biosynthetic process. Gene Ontology annotation, molecular function: inositol-1,3,4,5,6-pentakisphosphate 2-kinase activity; ATP binding. The record is from RefSeq and is a predicted model, not a curated record. NCBI's taxonomy places the organism in Eukaryota, Metazoa, Chordata, Mammalia, Chiroptera, Phyllostomidae.